This is a messenger RNA of Photinus pyralis (common eastern firefly), 2894 nucleotides long. Its product is annotated as neprilysin-2-like. Lineage: Eukaryota; Metazoa; Arthropoda; Insecta; Coleoptera; Lampyridae. Gene Ontology annotation, molecular function: metalloendopeptidase activity. Gene Ontology annotation, cellular component: plasma membrane. The transcript has 11 exons. The record is from RefSeq and is a predicted model, not a curated record. Bases 630 to 2846 code for a protein of 738 amino acids. Gene Ontology annotation, biological process: protein processing.
AACUCAUUCUCCUUCAAAAAUCCAAUUUAAAAUUUAUUCAUACAUUGUAAAAUUGAUUUCUUCGUUUCCGGUAAUAUAAUUAUUCUUAUGGAACAUGUAAUUAACACCACAAUAUGCGGUAGAUCUAUAAUCGUAUAGGUAGUUGACCAUGGCGCGCCGGAAUUAUAAAUGUUAAUUUUAAGAGAAAAACAUCCCGAAAUUCAUAAGCUCAAUUUUUCAAUAAUGAUGUACUUUAAAACUCGAUGAAAAUGCCAAGUCACGUGUAUGAUUAAAUGCUAUAUUUACGUGCGCCCCUGUUAAGGUUUGAGGUACCCAUUAAAAAUUGAGAGUCAUAUAAAUAAAUGUCUGUAUUUACUAAAUUCCUCGAUUCCCACACAUUAUUUAACAGCAUUGUACUUUAUCAUCACACAUUUAGUAAUUAUAUCUACAUCUCUUGGCAGCCGUCUGAAAGCGGUACCUAUACAAUUUAUCUUACAAAAUACGCAUAUUGCUCAACGUCCUACUAAAUUAAUUUAUUCAACUAAAAAUUGUAUAAUUGACGAUAAAACACGUUAUUUUAGUGAGUAGUGAUGGUACCUCGUAAAGGUUGAAAAGGUGCGCGUAUUAUUAUAAUUUGUUGUUUGCCAAUCAUGGAAGCGCAAUUUAAACGGGGCGAUUCCUGCUGGAAACAAAGGACGGGUCUUGAAAAAUGGAUUUUGACGUUACUGCCAUGUCUUAUUCUCAUCAUUUUGGUGCUAAUUAUUGUUAUUGCCAUGCAACAAGAUCAUACCAAGGAAAACGUCGCCUAUACGUCUUCAAAUGAAGAAAUAUGUGUAACACAAAGUUGUGUUAGCACCUCCAAUUUGGUAUUAGAGUACAUAGACACCAGUGUAGAUCCUUGUGAUAAUUUUUAUAAAUUUGCUUGUGGCAAUUACAUAAAAAAUAACAUUAUUCCUGACGAAAAACUUGCAGUGAAUUCAUUCUCAAUUGUGAAUGAUAAAGUGCAGCAACAGUUGCGGGUUGUAUUAGAAUCUCACGAUAAAAAUGAGGCAAAAGUUCUACAAACGGUGAAGGACUAUUACAAAGCAUGCAUGAACAAAGGUAAAAUCGCUGAGCUUGGUUUGCAAGUACUGAAAGAUGUUUUGGUCAGCUGUGGGGGUUGGCCGGUAUUAGAAGGGCCACGGUGGAUUCCAGAUUCGUUCGAUUGGGAAAAUUUAAUGUUCGCCUUCAACAGAAUAGGGUUUGACUCGGGGUAUCUUGUAGAAGUGACAAUCGGAACUGAUUUAAAGAACAACUCUAUUCGGGGCAUUCAGCUAGAUCAACCUUCUUUGGGCCUGAGUAGAGACUUUAUAUUGCAAGGGAAUGAGUCACAAUUUGUGCAAGGAUAUUUUAAGUAUAUGAUCGAUGUCGCUGUGGAAUUGGGGUGUGAAAAGCAGGCAGCUGAAAGAGAAUUAAAGGAAUCUUUGGAUUUUGAAAUUGAGUUGGCUAAAAUAUCUUCCUCUAAAGAAGAGAGGCGAAAUAUAACGAUGCUAUAUAAUGUAAUGACGAUAGCGGAAAUUCAAGAAAGAUUUUCGGGAAUUCAAUGGUUGGAGUACUUAAAUAGCAUUUUACACCCCCAUGUUCAUGUUAAUUCCAGUGAGGCGGUAAAUGUUGUAUCACCGCGCUACAUUUCAUCGCUAAUCGAUUUGCUUUCGCGAACUCCAAAACGGGUUCAAGCAAAUUAUGCAAUGUGGAGGGUUAUUAAAAGUCAGAUUUCUUAUUUAACUGAAGGUAUGAUUCAACAUCAGCUUAAUUUCCAUCGAACACUGUUUGGCGUUUCUGAGAGGCCAUCUCGUUGGAAGGAGUGCGUGGAAGAAGUAAGUUCAGAGUUACCAAUACUUACAAGUGCGUUAUAUGUACGUAAGUACUUUGAUAAUGAUGCAAAAAGUGCGGCUCACGAAAUGGUUACUUACAUUAAGGAAUCUUUCCAUAAUAUAUUACUAUCUUUGGAUUGGAUGGAUGAGCAGACUAGGAAAAGUGCACUUGACAAAGCUGCUUUGUUAGAAAGUCACAUUGGUUACCCAGACGAACUUUUGGACGACGAGAUCUUAGGGAAAUAUCACGAAACGCUGAAAGUGGACCCCGAUGAAUAUUUUUCGUCCCAUUUAAACAUUCAGUUACACUCUUUAUCAGUUACGAACUCUGGUUUACGUGAGGCAGUAAAUAAAACCUCCUGGAUUGACCACAGCAACGUGGCACAGGUUAACGCGUUUUACAACCCUUUGGAAAACAGCAUCAUGGUUCCUGCGGGUAUACUCCAGGGUACCUAUUUUCAUAAGGAUCGGCCUCGUUACAUGAACUUUGCCGCCAUCGGUUCCGUUAUCGGUCACGAAAUCACGCACGGUUUCGAUGACACCGGUAAACAGUUCGACAAAAAUGGCAUUUUCACCGAUUGGUGGGAUCAAAAGACACAAGAACUAUUUCUGGAAAAAACCCAAUGCAUUAUUGACCAAUACAACAAGUACACCGUCGUUGAAGUCAAUCAGACCCUGAACGGGUUUAACACUCAAGGUGAAAAUAUCGCAGACAACGGCGGAAUUAAGGAAGCGUACUUCGCUUAUACCACAUGGAUAAAGAGAAAUGAACCUGAGCCUAUGUUGCCGGGGUUAAGCUACUCUCCAUCUCAAUUGUUUUGGAUUUCAGGUGCUAUCAACUGGUGCGCUGUCUAUCGGCCUGAAGUACUGACGUGGCUAUUAGCUACUGACACCCAUUCCAUAAAUGAGUUUAGAGUACUGGGACCAUUUGGUAACCUUGCGGAAUUCGCAACUGAUUUUAAAUGUCCGUCGGGUUCAGUAAUGAACCCAAUUCAUAAGUGUACUGUAUGGUAGAAUGCUUAUAGCUUCUUUUAUUUUAGGAAAUAAAUGUUACUUUGUUUA